GGACCCCAACAACCCCAAUAACCCAAAUAACUCCCAGCAACCACAAAACCCUGCACAGGGGGUUCCCCAGUUUCCUCAGUACUACCCAUCCUUUUCAUUUCCCCAGCAACCAAGAAUGCAGGGCUACCCCUACUACAUGUCUUACGGUUACCCCAACAACCCCCAGCCUAACCAGAACAACCAGGUGAACGGGCAGAACCAGCAGAACUUGGAGAAAACCCCUCAGAAACCACAGCUCCCACUACAGCAGGCUGCCCAACCUCAGGCACCAGCAAAGACAUGGCCUAAAGGAUUCCAGACAGAGGCUGCCAACCCUCCACCAGAUCACCGUGGAGACACAGCUGACCCUGGCGUAGAUGAGGGUCGUCCCAACUUCGCUUUCCUGUUUGAGCCCUAGAAUUGUAUGUGGGGAAAAGAAAAUUGAGGGAUCGGCACAUCAAUCUCAUAUUCCUACUCCUAUAUUAAUUAAAGAUAUGUUUUCAGUUACAAUAUGAUACAUUUUCUAUUGUCAAAUAAAUC
This is a messenger RNA of Coregonus clupeaformis (lake whitefish), 519 nucleotides long. Its product is annotated as DEAD-box ATP-dependent RNA helicase 12-like. The record is from RefSeq and is a predicted model, not a curated record. The transcript has 7 exons. NCBI's taxonomy places the organism in Eukaryota, Metazoa, Chordata, Actinopteri, Salmoniformes, Salmonidae. The coding region runs from base 116 to 397 and encodes 93 amino acids.